This is a messenger RNA of Anoplopoma fimbria (sablefish), 665 nucleotides long. It is a transcript of the gene lyrm7, whose product is annotated as LYR motif containing 7. Gene Ontology annotation, biological process: mitochondrial respiratory chain complex III assembly. The record is from RefSeq and is a predicted model, not a curated record. NCBI's taxonomy places the organism in Eukaryota, Metazoa, Chordata, Actinopteri, Perciformes, Anoplopomatidae. The transcript has 5 exons. The coding region runs from base 45 to 359 and encodes 104 amino acids.
CGUUGGUAGUUCCGCCAACCCGGAAGUGAUCUAAAGAAGUCAACAUGGGGACUCGUUUGAAGGUCCUAAACGCGUUUAAAGCUCUGCACAGAACAAGGAAAGAUGUAUUCAGAGACGAUGCCAGAGCACUGGCAGCUGCGAGAUUAAAGAUCAACGAGGAGUUCCAGAAAAACAAAAAUGAAACGUCAGAGGAAAACAUAAUGAAGAUGAUCAAAAUGGGCUCAGACGUGGAAGCUGUUCUGCGAGAGGGCGUGAUGCAAAUGGAACAUGUUGGAGAUAAGAAACUCUUGCUCCGACCCAGAGAGAGCCUUCUGCUAGAAAACGUUCCCUAUUGUGACCAGCCCAGGAGAAAGUCAUGACAGAAAAUCUAAUUAACUGUUUUUUCAUUAAAUAAAGAGACUCACUAUCAUCUUCUUCCAUCCAUCUGCAUUUUAAAGGAUUUAACCCCAAACAACAUUUUAAAGGUCAUUGCUGCAUGGAAAAAAAUGCCUUGUUUUUUUCUGUUCUAUUGUGCUUUAAGACGUCUCUGCUUUAAACUGGAUGCCGUAAUUUCAUGUACAGUUUUGUCAAAUGUAAUUGAAAUGUGUUAUUGUUUCAUUUGAGAGUUUUCUGCCUGCUGCUAAUGAAAUGAUUUAUUGUGUUCUGAUAAAAGAGGAGUUUUCCCA